Messenger RNA from Exaiptasia diaphana, 1184 nucleotides. RefSeq lists its product as uncharacterized. The transcript has 7 exons. The coding region runs from base 1 to 522 and encodes 173 amino acids. The record is from RefSeq and is a predicted model, not a curated record. Lineage: Eukaryota; Metazoa; Cnidaria; Anthozoa; Actiniaria; Aiptasiidae.
AUGGGAAAGUAUUGGAAACAUGCACGUCCUUAUAAAGGCUCGUAUUGGCUAAAUCGGCUCUUGUCGCUUGAAGUUCGAGAUCUAUUUAAGAAGUCGGUCACAGUUGAAGAAGAUGCUCGUGUUCUAGAAAAUUCUGAAGAAGCUGACGAUGCGGAACCAGAGGAGGAUCUCACCAACAAAAAAGUAGUGCGCCAAACGGGAUUCCUUGUCAGCGGGAGACGUUACGGUCUUCAAGAUAACCCGAAUAAACUUGAAAAAAAAAUGAAAAAAGACAAGCUAAGCGAACAAGACGAUGRCSUGCUUGAGGACGAUGAUAAUGUUAACAUUAAGUACCACAAGGACUCCGAUCAACAAAACUUUGUCUAUGAAGAUGAUAAGGAAAUGAAAAAAGGCAAGCUAAGAGAAAAAGACGAUGGCCUGCUUGAGGACGAUGAUUAUGAAUUCCAAAUGAAAAAAGACAAGCUAAGCGAAAAAGACGAUGGCCUGCUUGAGGACGAUGAUAAUGAAUUCCAAAUGGAAUAAACYUUAACAUKUAGAGAAGAAAGGAAAGAACAUGGAAUAAAUAAAUCAAGAAAUAUAGAACCGAAGAAUUCUAGAUUUCCACAGUUUAGUUACAUCAGUACUCUAUAAACGUAUUCUGCACUACUAUACUCGGAAUGUAUACAACACAUACACAUAAUGCAUUGCGGGGAAUAUAUUGCGUUAUGCACUGGAAAAAAUCGCGCACUUUAAAGGUUGUAAAUUUGAUGUAAACAUGAUGGGAUGUAAAUGUUCAAAAUUCAGUAAAUUUGAUGUAAAUGAUUUCCAUUAAAUUUACAUCGUAUCAAAGAAUCUGGUAGAAACUUUGAUUUCUAUGGUCUUCCAUAACCCUAGCCUGUGUACAUCCGUUUCUCACCCCUACACAGGCUAAAUUUACAGAAUUUACAUCAUAUUUACAUCAAAUUUACAACCUUUAAAGCGCACGAUUUUUUCCAGUGUAUGGGUCGGCACGACACCACAUUACAAUGCCUUUAAUAACCGAUAACAUUAAUACGAAAAUUAAUACAAAAUUAAGGUAAAUAUUGUAUUCUAGUAAUUGGAAAAACUCAAAAUUAUUUAUCAUGAAUAAAGAGCUGAGAUACCGGUGCCAGGGAGGCCAGAAAAAACCUUCUUGAGGAAAUCUGGUGGGGGCCAAGGCACAAUCU